Messenger RNA from Daphnia pulicaria, 1632 nucleotides. RefSeq names its product senecionine N-oxygenase-like. The coding region runs from base 251 to 1603 and encodes 450 amino acids. The transcript is spliced from 4 exons. Lineage: Eukaryota; Metazoa; Arthropoda; Branchiopoda; Diplostraca; Daphniidae. The record is from RefSeq and is a predicted model, not a curated record. Gene Ontology annotation, molecular function: N,N-dimethylaniline monooxygenase activity; NADP binding; flavin adenine dinucleotide binding.
CCAACGUUUGAUUUCAAGCAUGUGAUGAUUUAGAAUGUUUUUACUUUCAUUUUUAAAGUUUUUGUAGAUCUUGUGCCAUCUCUUGGGAUUCAGCUUAACUCAGGGAAAAACAAAUAUACCCGAGUCUAGAUAAAAAUCAGAGAAUCACUAACCUAGCGAGGAGCAUUAGUCUUCUUUGUGAAGCUUCCUGAGCUGUUUCAGUUGCUAAGAUUUCCAGGAUUGAAGAACACACAGCAAACGCCUUGAAAUCAUGGAUCAUCCCGCGACCGCGAGAAUCGCUAUCAUUGGAGCAGGUCCAAGUGGAUUGUCUCAAAUGAGAGCGUUCGCCUUGUUAGAGUCAAGUGGCCAGAAAAUUCCGGAGAUUGUUUGUUUUGAAAAGCAAAACGAUUGGGGUGGGAUGUGGAAUUACACGUGGAGAACGGGAUUCGAUAAAUACGGAGAACCUGUACACGGAAGUAUGUAUCGCCAUUUAUGGUCGAACGCACCUAAAGAAUGUCACGAAUUUGCCGACUAUAGUUUCGAUCAUCAUUUUUCAAAAUCAAUCCCGUCUUUCAUACCGCGGGAAGCAUUCCGUGACUACAUUCUUGGGAGAGCUGAAGAAUCAAAUAUGCGACGGUGUAUUCAAUUCAAUACCGUGGUAAGUUAUGUGGAGUUUGACCGCGAGAAAGAAAUUUUUCAUGUCCGAAAGAAGAAUCUAACUACGGGGAAAAGCAGCAUCGAGGACUUUGAUUAUGUUAUUGUUGCCGUUGGCCAUUUUUCGAUGCCAAAUGUCCCUUACGUAGAGGGGAUAGAAACGUUCCCCGGCCAAGUCAUUCAUAGUCACGACUUUCGCGAUGCUAGACAAUUUGCUGAGCAGAGCAUCCUUGUUAUUGGUGGAAGUCUUUCCGCCGAAGAUAUCGCAUUGCAAACAUUUAAAUUUGGUGCCAAAUCCAUAACCAUCAGUUACCGAACGAAGCCCAUUGGAUGCAAAUGGCCGAGUAAAAUCGAAGAAAAGCCACUCCUUACCAGAAUGGAAGGAAGAUCAGCUCAUUUUCCUGAUGGGAGUGAACGCGACUUUGACUCCAUCAUCCUUUGUACCGGCUAUAAACAUCAUUUUCCUUUUUUGAAUGACGACCUAAGGCUUGUCACUACGAAUUGUUUCUACCCUAGCCAGCUCUAUAAAGGUAUUUUCUUCCAAGAACAGCCACGUCUGAUAUACCUUGGAAUGCAAAAUUUAUACUUCAGCUUAUCGCUAUUCGAUGCUCAGACAUGGUAUGUUCGGGAUGUCAUACUUGGCCGGAUACCAUUUCCAAAUAAAUUACAGCGCGCAGAAGACAUGUUGUCGUGGAAAACUCGUGAGGAAAAAAUUAAAGAUAAACUAGACGCGUUAGAUUUUCAAACAGCCUACUUGAAAGAACUGACUAGUGCUACUGAUUAUCCCCUUGAUGAUUUGCGUUUAAGUGGAACAGCAGCUACAUUUAAAAACUUCCUGGACGAUAAAGAGUCGAACAUUAUUAAUUAUCGCGACAAGCAAUAUACUUCAUCGAUUACAGGCACUAAAGCGGUAAUGCACCCAACUCCAUGGAUGGAAGUAAACAAUUACUCAAGCGUUGAUUUUCUAUAAACGUACUGUACAUAUUAUUAUAAUACUUU